AUAUAUAUAUAUCCUAACCAUUCGUAUGAUCAGGUAAAUUUACAGUGUCUAUGCACUGAAAAGCCAAUUCAAGUCCCCGGUUGGGUUACAGUUCACAGACUUCGAAGAGAGAGAGAGGGAGAGUUCAUAGAUUUAUCGAUCAUGUCAUUCUCGUUCUUCAAGCCCUCGAGGCCUAAAACCCCACAGGAGCUCGUGAAAGUGAUCAAGGACAGCCUCAUGGCUCUCGACACCAAAACCGUGGCCGAAGUUAAAUCCCUUGAAAAGGCCUUGGAAGAAGUUGAGAAGAAUUUUGUAACAAUGAGACAUAUGCUUUCUGGGGAUGGGGAGGUUGAACCAAACAUGGAUCAGGUUUCACAGCUGACACUUGAAAUUUGUAAAGAGGAUGUUAUUGCUCUUUUAAUUCACAAGUUACCUAUAUUGGCCUGGGAAGCAAGAAAAGAUUUAGUCCACUGUUGGUUCGUAUUGUUGAGGCAAAAGGAUGGCUCAACAAAUUGCUGUGUGCAAUACAUGGAGAAUCAUUUAGAAUUACUAGACUUCCUUGUUGUAUGGUAUGAUAACAAAGAAAUUGCCUUGAAUUGUGGAACUAUGUUGAGGGAGUGCAUCAAAGUACCCAGUCUUGCCAAAUAUAUAUUAGAGUCUCCAAGCUUUGAGUUGUUCUUCAAAUAUGUGGAGCUGCCUAACUUCGAUAUUGCUUCUGAUGCAUUUUCUACUUUUAAGGACCUCCUUACCAAACAUGCUGCUGCAGCCUCUGAAUUUCUAACCGCUCAUUAUGAUGAGUUCUUUGAGCAAUAUGAAAAACUCCUCAGUUCUGCUAACUAUGUGACAAGAAGACAAUCUUUAAAGCUUCUCUCGGAAUUUCUUUUGGAGCCUCCGAAUUCCCAUAUAAUGAAGCGCUACAUUUUAGAAGUUCGGCAUUUGAAAAUCAUGAUGACAUUGCUGAAGGAUUCAAGUAAAAACAUCCAGAUCUCUGCUUUCCACAUAUUCAAGGUUUUUGUGGCUAAUCCUAACAAGCCUCGAGAAAUAAAAGUUAUCCUGGCAAAGAACCAUGAAAGAUUGCUGGCAUUGCUUCACAAUCUCUCUGCUGGCAAAGGUGCUGAUGACGAGCAACUUGAAGAGGAGAAGGAACUAAUUAUCAAGGAAAUUGAAAGAGUGUCUCGCCUGCCUAACCUUGAAUCUUAGAAAAGGAAAAAAAAAUUUGAAGAAGAAGAAAAAAGAAGAUAGUGGGGAAGAAAGGAAGCAGAAAGGGAGUGUAUUGGACUGACAAGAACAAGAACAACUUGCUGCAGAGGAUUUUGUGGGAACUUGUGCACUCUUGUAAUCUUGAGGAAACAAAUUCUAAUAUAAAGACUAAAAAAGCAAAUCAAAUUGUUGUUUGAGCGGUUGAAUAUAUACAAGUAGUAACUAUAUGCAAUAUAUCUUUAGUUAUUUUUUCUUUUCA
Messenger RNA from Cornus florida, 1438 nucleotides. RefSeq lists its product as uncharacterized. The record is from RefSeq and is a predicted model, not a curated record. The transcript is spliced from 12 exons. Gene Ontology annotation, molecular function: protein serine/threonine kinase activator activity. Bases 142 to 1179 code for a protein of 345 amino acids. Gene Ontology annotation, biological process: intracellular signal transduction. NCBI's taxonomy places the organism in Eukaryota, Viridiplantae, Streptophyta, Magnoliopsida, Cornales, Cornaceae.